AUGGAAAAAUAUCUCCGCGACUGGCGGCAAGAGGCCCUCAAUCGCAACCAGUACGACACGGCAAUAUUUGUCGCCGACAAGCUGCUUGCACUGACAAAUGCAGACGAAGAUGCAUUCUGGCUGGCCCAAGCCCACUUCAGCACCGGCAACUACAACCGCACCCAGUCUCUCCUCGCGCGCGGGAACCUCAUCGACCGCAGCCCGACAUGCAAAUAUCUCGCCGCGCACUGUUCAAUCAAGCUGGGCAAGACCGACGAGGCGCUGCACAUACUCGGCGACAAGAACCCGUCCCAUCUCAUCUCGGCGCCGGGAAGCGCACGCCAGAAGCUGCGGCAUGUCGACGUCAACACGCGCGCGGGCCCCAGGCACAACAAGAACGGCUCGCGCAACGAGCGACUCCCCACCAGCGAGGAGCGCGACCGCGAGGACAUCAGCAGCAUCAAGUCGGAGGCGGGCAUGUGCUACCUGCGCGGGCUGUGCUUUGCGAAGCAAAACUCGUUCGAUCGCGCAAAGGAGUGCUACAAGACGGCGGUGCAGAUCGACGUGCAGUGCUUCGAGGCGUUUGAUGCCCUCAUGGCGAAUUCCCUCAUGUCGCCCGAAGAGGAGUGGAAGUUCCUCGACUCGCUCGACUUCGACACCAUCAACGUCGCCAACAACCCCUCCCUGUCGCAAGAAGCCGCCCAGUUCACAAAGACGCUCUACACCACGCGUCUGUCCAAGUACACCAAGCCUGAGGAGUUUGCGAGUGCGACCGAGACUCUCAGCACGCACUACAACCUCGGCUCGAAUCCAGAUAUCCUCCUCGCAAAAGCAGAUCUCAUGUUCACGCACUGUCGCUUCCGUGAUGCCCUCACCCUCACCUCAUCCGUCCUCGAGACAGACAAGUACAACUUCAACAUCAUGCCCGUGCAUCUCGCCUCUCUGCACGAACUCGGCCAAACAAACACCCUCUUCCUCCUCGCCCACGACCUCGCAGACUCGAACCCCCAAGAAGCGUGCUCAUGGCUAGCCGUCGGCGUCUACUACCUCGCCAUCGGACGCAUAGCCGAAGCACGCCGCUACUUCUCCAAGUCCUCCAUGAUGGAUCCGCACUUUGGUCCCGCAUGGAUAGGCUUCGCGCACACCUUCGCCGCCGAGGGCGAGCACGACCAAGCCAUCUCCGCCUACUCCACCGCCGCCCGCCUCUUCCAAGGCACGCAUCUCCCACAACUCUUCCUCGGCAUGCAGAACCUGCAACUCAACAACCUCUCCCUCGCCCGCGAAUACCUCAAAGCCGCCCACGACUUGUGCGAAACCGACCCCCUGCUGCUCAACGAACUCGGCGUCGUCUACUACAAUGAAGAACAGUUCCUCGAAGCCAGCCAAUACUUCCGGCGCGCACUCGAAAUCUCGGCCCAGAACGAAGCUGAGCCAGAUGCGCUGGUCCCCACCAAGAUCAACCUCGCACAUGCACUUAGGAGAGCAGAACUCUUCGAAGACGCCCUCAUCACCUUCGAAGAAGUUCUGCGUCACGGGAUCAAAGACCCCUCCGUCUUCGCCGCCAAGGGCCUCGUCCUCAUGGAACUCGGCCGCGAGUGGGACGCCGUCAUCAUUCUUCAUGAAGCGCUCGCCGUUGCGCCGCAGGAUCCCAUGGCUACGGACUUACUCAACCGCGCCCUGGAUAACAGCGACGACAUGGCGGUCGAAAAGGGCCACGUCGUCGAACUUCUCGAGGAUCGCGACGACGAGGAGAUUGAGGCGCUGGACCGCAGGAUGAACGGCAGACUGAGAGAGAUUGAGCAGAAUCGCGUCGCGGGAAGGAGGGGACGGAGGAGGAGGCAUGCGCAAGGAUUGGAGGAGGAGAGUUUGAUGGAAGAGAGCAUGGUGGUGGAUUCGGACGAGUGA
Parastagonospora nodorum SN15 is the source of this 1884-nucleotide messenger RNA. RefSeq lists its product as hypothetical. Bases 1 to 1884 code for a protein of 627 amino acids. Lineage: Eukaryota; Fungi; Ascomycota; Dothideomycetes; Pleosporales; Phaeosphaeriaceae. The record is from RefSeq and is a predicted model, not a curated record. Gene Ontology annotation, molecular function: protein binding. Gene Ontology annotation, biological process: cell division. The transcript is spliced from 2 exons.